Messenger RNA from Lottia gigantea (owl limpet), 312 nucleotides. RefSeq lists its product as hypothetical. The annotation marks the transcript as partial. NCBI's taxonomy places the organism in Eukaryota, Metazoa, Mollusca, Gastropoda, Lottiidae. The transcript has a single exon. The record is from RefSeq and is a predicted model, not a curated record.
AUGUAUUUUAUAUCCCUUCAGAACAAUGUAUUUUAUAUCCCUUCAGAACAAUGUAUUUUAUAUCCCUUCAGAAAUUCACAAUGUAUUUUAUAUCCCUUCAGAAAUUCACAAUGUAUUUUAUAUCCCUUCAGAAAUUCACAAUGUAUUUUAUAUCCCUUCAGAAAUUCACAAUGUAUUUUAUAUCCCUUCAGAAAUUCACAAUGUAUUUUAUAUCCCUUCAGAAAUUCACAAUGUAUUUUAUAUCCCUUCAGAAAUUCACAAUGUAUUUUAUAUCCCUUCAGAAAUUCACAAUGUAUUUUAUAUCCCUUCAGA